Molecule: messenger RNA, 1773 nt
Organism: Adineta ricciae
Lineage: Eukaryota; Metazoa; Rotifera; Eurotatoria; Adinetida; Adinetidae
Source: the annotation of a GenBank genome assembly
AUGACACUUUCAAAGCUCGAAUCGCUUCCCAACGAAAUUCUACUCGAUCUUUUCGAGAAUUACAUCGAUGGAAUCGAUCUUCUUACUGUGUUUCUUCAUCAACUCAAUGAACGCUUUGAUGCAUUGCUGAGUCAGACUCGAAUUCAUUUCAAUUUCAUUGGUUGCCAUUUGGACACGUUUCGUUAUUCGUUACAUCUUCUUCCGGAUUAUGCCAAUAGAAUAACAAAAUUAGCUUUAUCUGAACGCGACACACCUGGUCAAGUCAAUAUGUUUUUUGCCUGUUUUCCAUCAUUCGCACCUUUUGAACGACUUCAUUCACUUUACAUUUAUUGCAGUGGACAAGGAAUUAAUUCAAAGUCGGUGCAAACUGCUAUUCUAACAUUAGUCGAUACUAAAAUCGAAACGUUGACGAUUAAAAUGAUCAAAGGAUCAUAUUUUCCUUCGUGGAUAACCGUUAUUUCGACUAUAUUCACAUUUACCACAUUGCGACGACUAUCACUGGCUUUUCCUCAGCGCUAUGCCACUUGGAAAGCACAAUUAACUACUUUAUUAAACAUCGAACACUUGACCAUCACAGGUUUACAGUGCGACUGGAAUACACUGGUAUCCUUCUCACGAUACAUCCCUCAUCUGGAAUGUCUUAAUAUCGAUGUAGAUGAUCAUUUCUUCUCACCAUUAGCAACACAUUAUCAAUUCCUGCCAAUGCUCAAACUACGCGCACUUUCCCUGUACUUUUGCAAUGGCAAUACCACCGGUGUAUUGCGACACUAUUUUGACUAUACACCUGCUCUCUAUCGUUUAACAGUAGACGGGCCUGAUACAUUUUUCGAGCCUGAGCCUUGGCAAACGUUAAUCGAAACAUCAUUACCACGACUAAGGCACUUUACUUUGACUACAAGUAUAGUUCGUACCAGACAUCAGUUAAAUAUCUAUCCCACGAAUUUAUUGACAUUAUAUAACAAUCCAUUUUGGAUGACGAAGUUGAAUUUCAAUAUUAUUGUUAUAGAUCAUGAAGUGCAAGGUCACUAUGAGAAUACCGUCAGUGACAUAUGUGACAGUGGAAAUGAUGUUUUCCGAGCUGAUGUCAGUCACCGCCCGGUCGUUCAAUGGUGGACUGCAGGCAAACAAAAUUCACAUGAUCAUGUUUAUUGUUUAAAUACAAUUACACGGCUAUGCAUUUCCUCCUUGCCUGACUCGUCUUCUCAACAGUAUUAUUUUAAGAAUGUCACAUUUCUCGCCUUGUACAAUCUAAAUUCAAGAUUAGUGGAAUGGGUACUGAAUUGUGUGAAUUGUUCGAAAAUCAGAGAACUUGUUAUUUCGUUCUCCGACAAGGAAACUAAGGCAAUAAACUUGCUUUUACAAUCCACUGUGAACAUUCAGUCAUUAAAAAUCGACUUCGAUCAUUUGAUUCCUGAUCGUGGUGCAUCCAUUCGGCGAAAUAUUCAUCUUAAACGUCUUGAUCUCUCGGAUGGACCACAUGCAUUCCGAAAAAAAGAUAUUGUGACUAUCGCGCAAUAUUUUCCAUUUCUCGAACACUUAGUUAUCAAUACAGUUGAUUUAAACAAUGUUCCUCUACUUGAAGAUCACCUACCCAAACUAUCCACUCUCACCUUUCGACUUCCGGAACGUUAUUUUCAUAUAUUGAAUUAUUUUACAUCACUAGACAGCCAUUUCCCUCCAUUUAUUCUUCAACAAGCCGAGAACUGGAUUAAAAUUUGGCUGGGUGACAUGGCUUUCCAUCAAGUAUUUUGGCAAAGGUUUACCAAGAUUUAA